Molecule: messenger RNA, 1026 nt
Organism: Racocetra persica
Lineage: Eukaryota; Fungi; Glomeromycota; Glomeromycetes; Diversisporales; Gigasporaceae
Source: the annotation of a GenBank genome assembly
AUGCGAGAAUCAUAUCUGAGCUCUCCAGUUUCAGAACCUGAAAAAACUAAAAAUAUUCUACUUGUUGUUUCAGGAAUUGCUCUAUUUUUGGAUUUCGCCAGCCUAUUAAUAUUCAUCGAGAAAAUUUCCAUUUACUUAAUCAUUGGUGUCAUGUUUUAUUUUUCACAUAUCAAAGCAAGACUACCCUUGAAGUAUAAAACCCUAUCACUUUUCUCAUCUACCUCAAAAAUCGCUUCCCAAAAAUUAAUCAAUUUCUUAAUCAUAAAUACACCCACUUCUGUAUCAGAUAUUCUUAACCAAAUUCCUAAUUCAUGUUGCAUCUGCCAAGAACCAAUUAAAAAACCAGUCGCUGUCUUGGAAUGUGAUCAUAUCUUACAUUUCAACUGUGCUAUUGAAUUUUUUGCAAUUGGUAAAAAUAUUACUUGCCCUGUUAAAAAUUGCCAAAAUCGAAUUAAAAAUAUAGAAGCAGUUGAAAAGGAUAUCGGUGAUCUUGCAGAAGCUUUAAAACCUGGAAAUACUCCUAAAGUUAGAUCUUUUCUUCGAGAAAUUUCUAAAGAUUUACCCUAUUCUGACGCAUCAUCUGAAAUAGAAGAAAUACCUCCCUUGACUGCACAGGGAUUUCUCCUCUUAUACGUAAAUAUAGAUCAAGCUAAAGAAUUACUUGCUCGCUUAGAGAGAAAUGUGGUUCAUGCGAAAAAAGAAGUCGUCUUGUCUUAUUAUCAGUUCGGGAAAGCAGAUGCAGAAAAACUUAAAGAGUUACUAAAGAUAUCAAUCCCCCUACACACGGCACAGAGUAAGAUAGUUGCUGAAAUUAAGAAAUUACUUCCCAGUGGUACUUCUAUUAAUGUUAUAAAGAGAAGAAUUGCUACAGCUCGAAAGAUUUAUGAUAUAUUCAGCACAAUUGGUGAGGAUAAGAUCCAACGAAUCAGAAAUUUCAGCGCAUCAAGUAUUGGAGCUUUCAAAAAAGACAAAAUUGAGUUUAUUAAAACCGGUGACAAUAAACCUAAAUUUAGAGAAAAAGGGAAA